Messenger RNA from Cryptomeria japonica (Japanese cedar), 465 nucleotides. RefSeq lists its product as uncharacterized. The transcript has a single exon. NCBI's taxonomy places the organism in Eukaryota, Viridiplantae, Streptophyta, Pinopsida, Cupressales, Cupressaceae. Gene Ontology annotation, molecular function: nucleic acid binding; RNA-DNA hybrid ribonuclease activity. The record is from RefSeq and is a predicted model, not a curated record. Bases 1 to 465 code for a protein of 154 amino acids.
AUGGCUAAAUGGAGUCCUCCUCCUUUCCCUUCAUUCAAACUUCAGUUUGAUGGGGAUUCUAAGGGCAAUCCGGGGAGGUUUGAGAUUGGGGUAAUUAUUUUUUAUCACUCUUCAAAGAUCAUCAAAGCACAUGGCACUAAUAAUGUGGCUGAGUUUAAGGCUUUAUCCUUUGGGCUUGAUCUCGCUCUUUCUUUAAACAUGAAGGACAUUGUUAUUGAAGGGGAUUCAAUGCUGGUCUUUCAGGCGGUUGCUAGCAAAAAGUGUCUCUCUUGGCAAUUGCAACAUUUUUUAGAUCACAUUCCACUACAACUAAAAGGUUUUUCCACUUUCUCUAUUUCUCACUGUUUCAGAGAGAUCAAUGUCUUUGCGGAUUUUCUAGCAAACAAGGCUGUUGUUGAGGGUGUUGAUUAUAUAGAACUUGCCCCUUCGGACAUUCCUAGCUCCUACAUGAAGCUUCUCUCUUAG